Messenger RNA from Symbiodinium natans, 993 nucleotides. NCBI's taxonomy places the organism in Eukaryota, Dinophyceae, Suessiales, Symbiodiniaceae. The record is from the annotation of a GenBank genome assembly.
AUGCGCUGGUCAGUCCGGCGGCGUACCCCGCAGUUUGCCUCCAGACCCACAAUGGCCUACACAGGCGGCAAGCAGGAUGGAGGCUCCGUGGGCGGAGUUGUGGGCAAGGAAGUCUUCGCAGCUAUGAUGGCCGGCUUGCCCGGAUGCCUCGACGCCAUCCUCCGCUGCCGGCAGCCUUCGCCUGGCACUCUCAGCUCGCCCUCGUGCGAGAGAGCCUAUCAAGUGUGCCUGAUUUCCGAGCUGCUGCCUGAGAUGCACUGCGGCCGCAAUGUUUACGAUGUACGACAGGCGUGCCACAAGCGGAAUGUCGUCGAUUGCUUCGACUUCUCAGCUGUCCAAGCCUUCCUCAACGAUGCGAAGGUGCAGAAGGCUUUGGGGGUGCCCGUCGGCCUGUCCUGGCGCCCUUGCAACAUGCAGGUGGACUCCGAGUUUGUGCGCAGCGGCGACUACAUGAGCUCCACCGAUGGGCUUGUGGCAGAGCUCCUCGAGCGGGGCAUUCCGGUGCUGGCCUACUCCGGGGACACGGACCUGAUGGUGGACUGGCUGGGGACGAGGGCCUGGAUGGAGAAGCUGGCCUGGCGAGGGCAGCCGGCCUGGAAGGCCGCCCCCCUGCGUGCCUUCCACGUUCGUGGAAAGGCGGCGGGGCGGCACAAGUCACACGGUGGCUUCACGUUCCUUCAGAUCUACAAUUCGGGUCACCUGGUCCCCAAAGAUCAGCCCGAGGCGGCGCUGAAGAUGCUCCAGCGGUUUGUGUCCAUGGACUCUGACUGGGCUGCCCCACCCGCAGUGCUGCAGUCGACCCACACUCAGGCCACAUGGCCACCGGCUCCAGGCACAAGCCCGGGAGUCUGGGACCACAGUGUGUUGGGAGCCGCUGCUUGGUUGCUGGUGGCCGCGUGCGUGGUCGGAGUCACGGGCCUAGGGUGGGCCUUCCGGCACUGGUGGCCUCGCCGGGCAGAGCCCGGUGAUGGGCCGUACUUGUUAAUGACGUAG